GAAAACUCCUUUGAUGAACUACUCAAGCUUGCCGAUCAGGGCGACCACCGGCAAGUAGAUAUGCUUGUUCGCGAUAUCUACGGCAUGGGCUACGAGCGACUUGGCCUUGGUGGGGAUGUCAUCGCUAGCUCAUUUGGUCUGGCUGCGCGUAGGCCCAAUGAGAACAGGAAGCCGGCUGAUAUGGUCAAAUCCCUUCUCAUCACAGUUAGCAAGUGA
This is a messenger RNA of Protopolystoma xenopodis, 216 nucleotides long. NCBI's taxonomy places the organism in Eukaryota, Metazoa, Platyhelminthes, Monogenea, Polystomatidea, Polystomatidae. The record is from the annotation of a GenBank genome assembly.